GUUCGUUUAGGAGAGAAAUGGAGGACCAAAAAUUCCAACCACAUACCUAAUUCAUCAAGCCCGUAAACCAUAUAAAUAAAUCCGUGUAUCACGAAGAGCUUGAACGUAAACACAAUAACUAGAUACACGAAUUAUGGACAUUCGACACGAAUCGAAUCGUUAUUUUAGUCAACACGACAACAUGGCAGCUUUAACUCGUCACCGUCACUGAGAAAGAGGAAAUGGAGACGAAUAUUCGUUUUUAAAAUGUCGGAAAUAACGUUACAUAUGUACUGUGAAGAAAUAUCAGAAAUAUGACGGAGGAGAAGUAACGUGAUGUCCGUUAAUCCGUCCGUGUUAGCGUGUUAGCAUCGUAGCUAAAACGUACGAUGCCUAGGUAUUCCUGCGCAGUGAGUGAGAGAGAGAGUGAGAGAGAGUGAGAGAGAGAGAGAGAGAGAGAGAGAGAGAGAGAGAGAGAGAGAACUAAACACGUUAGUCGCUGAUACACGUUUACAGAACCCAAGGUAUAUAAAUUAAACCCGAAGGUAUAAAUUGACAGCCGUUAUCCGGAUGAAUGUUAGCAUGUUGCUAAUGAAACACAGGGACUAGUUGCACACGAGCACACGGCGAAGGAAGACGCGCAGCCGGAUCUACUUUGCCCUGUGUGUGCGUUGGGUGAAUGGAGGCGCAGCUCUUCCUGGUGGCGAACAAACACUGACAACUACAGGGCGGCCGGCGGCACGGCCACACACACCUUCUCCUUCGCCCCAAUCCGACACCAAAACAUGGCUGGUGACAGCAAACACACCGCGCAGUUAAAAUCCGAACUCUACUUCCUAAUAGCCCGGUUUUUAGAAGCUGGACCGUGUCAGGACUCGGCAGAGAGCCUGAUUCGGGAGGUUCAGGAGAAGGAGCUGUUACCCAAAAGGAUAGAUUGGACUGGAAAGGAACACCCUGGGAGUUACGAAGAUUUGGUGAAACUGUAUAAACACACUUCCCCUGAUCACCUGUUGCGUGUGUGUGAGCGAGUCGGUCCUCUUUUGGAGAGAGAGGUUCCUGCCAGUGUGCCAGGAGUCAACUCGCUGCUGGGAGUGGGGCGGCAAUCUCUGCUCCGUACCAACAAGAGUUGUAAACACGUGGUAUGGAAGGGUUCAGCCCUCGCAGCCCUGCACUCUGGCAGGCCACCCGAGCCGCCAGUCAUCUACGGAAGCCCUCCCAACAUCGUGGAGACAGCUUACAGCCGGAAGCUGAAUGGUUCAUAUCGUUUGGGUCAGCUUGUCCCCACAGCUGUUUACUCACACAUGAAGAUGCACAAGAGGAUUCUGGGACAUCUGUCCUCGGUGUAUUGCGUCGCCUUUGACCGGACGGGUCGUCGCAUCUUCACAGGUUCAGAUGACUGCCUGGUGAAGAUUUGGGCCACGGAUGAUGGGAGAUUGUUAGCCACACUGAGGGGUCACGCUGCAGAAAUCUCAGACAUGGCGGUGAACUACGAGAACACACUGCUAGCAGCUGGAAGCUGUGAUAAGAUGAUCAGAGUGUGGUGUCUACAGACGUGUGCUCCACUGGCUGUGCUAGAGGGACAUGCAGCCUCUAUAACAUCACUACAGUUCUCUCCUCUUUGCAGCGGUAAUAAGAGGUUUCUGUCCUCCACCGGCGCGGAUGGAACAAUCUGCUUCUGGCAGUGGGACGCACGGACGCUAAAAUUUGGGCUACGACCCAGCAAAUUCACAGAACGGCCCAGACCAGGUGUGCAGAUGAUCUGCUCAUCAUUCAGCGCAGGUGGGAUGUUUUUGGCCACAGGCAGCACUGAUCACAUUAUCAGAGUUUACUACUUUGGUGGAGAUCAGCCAGAGAAGAUAGCCGAGCUGGAGUCGCACACUGAUAAAGUCGACAGCAUUCAGUUCUCGCAUAGCGGAGACAGGUUUGUGAGUGGCAGUAGAGACGGGACAGCACGGAUAUGGCAGCUGCAACAACAGGACUGGAGAAGCAUCCUCUUAGACAUGGCCACCAAACUGCCGGGAAAGUACAACCCACCACCCCUGGAGGACAAAGUGACCAAACUCAAGGUCACCAUGGUGGCCUGGAAUCGCCAUGACAACAUGGUCAUCACAGCAGCCAACAACCUGACACUGAAGGUGUGGAACUCGUACACAGGCAACCUGAUCCACAUCCUCAUGGGCCAUGAGGACGAGGUGUUUGUGUUGGAGCCUCACCCCUUCGAUCCCAGAGUGCUGUUCUCCGCUGGCCAUGACGGCAAUGCCAUCGUGUGGGAUCUGGCACGAGGAGUUAAAAUCCGCUCCUACUUUAACAUGAUUGAAGGUCAGGGACACGGCGCGCUGUUUGACUGUAAGUGUUCUCCAGAUGGGCAGCACUUCGCCUGUACGGAUUCUCACGGACACCUGCUCAUCUUUGGCUUCGGCUCCAGCAGCAGAUAUGACAAGAUAGCGGACCAGAUGUUCUUCCACACCGACUACCGGCCGCUGAUCCGUGACGCCCACAACUACGUGUUGGACGAGCAGACGCAGCAAGCCCCUCACCUCAUGCCCCCGCCCUUCCUGGUGGACGUGGACGGGAACCCACACCCUCCUCGCUAUCAGCGCCUGGUGCCCGGGCGUGAAAACUGCAGAGAGGAGCAGCUCAUCCCACAGAUGGGUUUGACAUCAUCAGGAUUAAAUCAAGUGUUGAGUCAGCAAGCGGCAGAAGGUUCCAGUCCCCUGGACAGUAUAAUCCAGAGACUACAGCAGGAGCAGGACCAAAGACUGGGCUCAGACUCCAGAGCUGCUCGAGGGUCUGUGAGCUCUCCUACAGAAGUGUCGUCUCCACCUAACGUGGGUCUGAGGCGCAGUGGUCAGAUCGAGGGGGUCAGGCAGAUGCACAGUAACGCUCCUCGCAGCGAGAUGGCCACCGAGACCGAUUUGGUAGCCUGGAGCAGACGAGUACUGGUGCCUGAACUCUCACUGGGAACAGCCAGCAAACAAGAAAACUGGAGGACGGCUCGAGGAGAGGAGGAGAUGAACGUCUACAGAUCAGAGAGGAGGAGACGCAGUAUACACAGCCAGUACCACAGAGAAAACCGGCACGCAACAGAGAACACGGUGGAGGAGGGGCGGCGUCACCAAGGCAACCAGCACAACUACCACACACGGCUGGCUGUGGAAGAGACGAGCCGCCAGAGUGAGGCCAACGAGGAGGAGCCUAGUGCUUCAGAGGGUGAAGCAGAGGUCCGUCCUCCUAGCAGAGAGUCUUCAGAUGAAGAGAGAGAAGAGAAGGAGCCAUGGCCUGAUGAUCACAGCAGCUCCAGUGACUACUCAAGCGAUUACUCAGACUGGACGGCGGACGCAGGCAUAAAUCUGGAACCACCCAAGAAGACUACGGUGAAAAAGAAGAAGAAGAACGCUAGCAGCUCCGAGGAGGACGGGGAGAAGAAAAAAGAGAAAGACGCCAAGAAAGAGAGAAGGAAAGAAAAGCCAGACAAAGACGGAGCACAACCAAAGAAGAAAAAGCCAAAGGAGACGAGGAAGAGAUUACCUGAGUUACAGGAGCAGGGUUUGACUCUAGAGGAGUGGCUGCCCUCUGAAUGGAUCACAGACACUGUGCCACGGAGAUGCCCCUUCACUCCUCAGAUGGGUGAUGAGGUGUAUUACUUCCGACAAGGUCACGAGGCGUAUGUGGAGAUGGCCAAAAAAAACAAGAUCUUCAGCAUCAACCCUAAGAAGCAGCCUUGGCAUAAGAUGGAGCUGCGGGAGCAGGAGCUGAUGAAGAUAGUAGGUAUUAAGUAUGAGGUGGGUUUGCCCACUCUGUGCUGUCUGAAGCUGGCCUUCUUGGACCCAGACACAGGCAAACUGACAGGCGGCUCCUUCUCCAUGAAAUACCACGACAUGCCUGAUGUCAUCGAUUUCCUGGUCCUCCGUCAGCAGUUUGACAACGCGAGACAGCGCCAGUGGAUGAUCGGCGAUCGUUUCCGCUCUGUGAUCGAUGACGCCUGGUGGUUCGGUACGAUCGACAGUCAGGAGCCGUACCAGGCGGAAUAUCCCGAUAGCCUUUUCCUGUGCUAUAACGUUUGCUGGGAUAAUGGUGACACAGAAAAGAUGAGCCCAUGGGACAUGGAAGAGAUCCCUAAUGAAGCAGCGUUUCCUGAAGUCUUGGGCCAGAGUGUGCCAUUAACUGCAGAGGAACACAAGGCCUUACUCUAUCAGCCUCUGGAUCUGGAGUGGGGCUCACGGACUCGUGACGAAGAGUGCGAACGCAUCAUCACCGGCAUCGACCAAAUGAUCACCCUGGAUGUAGCAGCUCCAUUUGCAGUGCCUGUGGAUCUGCAGGCGUAUCCCACAUACUGCACAGUGGUGGCUUAUGUCACAGACCUGAGUACAAUCCGGACCAGACUAGAAAAUCGCUUCUAUAGGAGAAUGUCCUCUCUCAUGUGGGAGAUUCGCUACAUCGAGCACAACGCACAGACCUUUAACGAACCCGGAGCUUUUAUCGUCAAAGCGGCAAAAUUUGUAUCGGACCUCCUGCUGCAGUUUAUUAAGGACCAAACUUUCACCGACAUUAUUCCACUGUACAAUAGCAUGAAAAAAACAGCUUUCUCUGACUCGAGUGAUGAUGAAGAAGAAGAGGACGAAGAGCCUGAAACUCCAGGUACAUCUAAACGCAAUAAUAAGGGCAAGCAGAAGCCCAUCCUGAGAAAUCUGAGGAAUAAACCUGCAUCUGUAGACCCUCAUGCCUGGAGGGGGCGCUGCAGAGAGCUGCUGGAACUCAUAUUCCAGUGUGAGGACUCUGAGCCUUUCCGACAACCCGUGGAUCUUGAUGAAUAUCCGGAUUACCUGGAAAUUGUAGACACCCCUAUGGACUUCGAGACAGUCCAGAAAACUCUCCUAGCAGGAAAGUACGAGUCUCCGAUGGACUUAUGCAAAGACGUGCGACUCAUAUUCAGCAAUUCCAAAGCUUACACACCCAGCAAGAAGUCCAGGAUCUACAGUAUGAGUCUCCGGCUCUCUGCCCUGUUCGAAGAACACGUCAGCUCGAUCGUAGACGAUUUCAAAGCCGCUCAGAGCCGACAUACGGAGCGUCAGACCCGACAACGCCUGCACAGAGAGCGACCGACCAGACAAAGCAUGAAGAGGAGGAGAAGAAGCUCUUCCCCUUCCAGCUCUGCCUCCAGCCCUGAGAGGAAGAGGCGUGUCUCGUCUCGGGUCCCUCCCCGCUCCGAUGCUGCAGCUCCAACCACACCAGCUAGUCAUUCCCGCACCGCGUCCUUAAGACAAACCCUUCCGCAUGUCAACGGCAAAGCAGAACAAACCGUCACCUCCGGACGCACUCGUAGCUCCGCUCGUUUUGGCACUCAUUCCACAGACCCGCCUCCGACGCAGACGGCUCCGCCCCCUGUCCCCACCCACAGCAAAGGACCCGAGGCCACAUCGAGGACGGCUCGAGCUCAGAACUCUCACACUCCUCCCAGCAUCUCCAAGGAAACGGAGAGUUCCAACAACACGGACAGCGGAGGCAGGGAGUCGAGGCGGAAACUUCGAACUCCUGUUAAGCACACGCCAGGUCCAGUGGAUCAUCCUCCUCUUCCUCCCAACAACAUUCAUUUAAAUGGCCAUAGCAGUCAAGCCUCACUGGGUGUAGUGAAAAGGGGUCGGGGCAGACCCAGACUGGAGUCUCAGAUAAGGACAGCAGAGGUUGUUGAGCCACCACCAUUGCUCCGCCCACCAGGGAAGCGGGGCAGGAAAAGUAAAAAAGAGCUGGAAGCUCUGCGUCUGAACUCCACCAUCGAGGAGGAACCCGACCAGUCCACGAGUGACGAGGCCGGCACUUCGUCUACCACACACGAUACUAGCCUAGCAGACUCAGGAGAUGGACUUCAACAGCAACCAAAGCGUCGUGGAAGACCACGGUUAGUGAGGACAGCAGAACAAGCCCCACCAACCCCCACAACUGUUAGAAGGAGCGGCCGCCGUGGCAGCGAACAGAACACAUCUCCUGUCCCGAAGGAGGUAUCAGAAGGGGUGGAGUCUGGAGGGGACGGGAACGGUAAGGGGCCUAUGAAAACACGUAACCAGGGCCGUAGGACAGCGUUCUACAAUGAGGAAGACUCUGAAGAAGAGCAGAGACAGCUUCUGUUCGAGGACGCCUCUAUCACUUUUGGCACAUCGAGCAAAGGCAGAGUUCGCAAACUUACAGAGAAGGCCAAAGCCAACCUGAUUGGCUGGUAACUGCACCAACACCAUGGUUCUUUGUGCUAUCUUAUAUCUACCCCACAGUGCACUGGGGUGACACCAUUCCUGCUGCUAUCAGACUGAAUUUAUGUGAAUCUGAUCCUGACUCUGUACUGAAGGACUUCUGGCCUUAGAGUCCUUCCUGCACCAUCACCACCACCACCCCCGACAAAAACAAACAAAAACUCACACAUGCAGUUACACUUAUCAUUUUUUCACACCUGCAGUUAAACCUAUCCCUUUUCAUCAUUUCCAGGUGCACUGUUUGAAAUCCAGCGAAUCAUAUGAUCCUUCAGUCUGACGAACUUUUUUCCCUGCAUAACACACGCACACGAACAUGUUUUUACACAGUAGUAGUUGCUAAUAGCAACAAACCCAAGCAUCCUUCAGAAAUCACUUUUAAACACAGAGUGUUUUCAAAGUGUAAGUGUGUGUGAGUGUGUAUGACUGUGUGUGUGUGUGUGUGUGUGUGUGUGUGUGUGUGUGUGUGUGUGUGUGUGUGUGUGUGUGUGUGCGCAGAGUUUUGGAAUAGUAUAUUUGGUGGUUAUGCAAAGAUGGACCUUUUAAACUGUUCUUAUUGUCUUUAAAUUGUCUCUCUAAGUCAAAAGAGAAAUUAUGACUGGUUUUAGCAUGUUUUAUAUGAUUAGCAAUACCUUGUGCCUUUUGAUCAUUUAAAUACAUUGAUAUUUCUUUGUACUCCACACUGUGUAGUAUUGUGUGUGUGUGUGUGUGUGUGUGUGUGUGUGUGUGUGCACGCCCGUGUGUGUAUGAUAAAUGCUUUUCUAUUGUCGAUUUAUGCAUAAUUGUGGAGAUUGGUCUGUUGCGAAGGAACAGACUGGUGAGCAUUGCGUCUCCCUCUGACCGUGUGUGUGUGUGUGUGUGUGUGUGUGUGUGUGUUAUUGUUAGGACUGAAUUCAUUUAAAAAUUGCAGAUUUGGGCUCCUGUAUGGUGCAGCGGUAAAUAGUACACUGUGCACUGGUAAAUCAUCAGGCGGUAACAAAUGUCCAGGAAAUUAUAAAGGACCCUAUUUUUGGUGGGUUGUAUAGCAAUACUCUCUUCCUUCUCUCCCAAUCUCGUGGAUAAAGAAGGCGGUUAGCGUCUUCAUCAGCCGCCGUGUGUUUAUCUUCACCGUCCCACAUCGAUCUCUGUCAUGUGAGAGAGAGAGAAAGCUACCGGGUGAAAUGUUUAAAAAAAAAAAAAAAAAAAGUACAUUCAUUUAUUUAAUUCAGUGCAUUUAAAUACUACUGCUCCUGCUACUAAUAAUGAUAAUAAUACAUGACCAAGGAAGUAAAAACAUUCAUUAGCAGUAAGUGUUACACAAGCGGUUCAUAUGGCAUAAGCUAUGAAAUGCAAAAACCGCUGGAGCAUUUUAUCCUAAAAUCGAAUGUUUAAUCCAUAGCAAUAUUUUCUUUAUUUACCCACUUAGACAAAAUGUAUUUAUUCACCCUCUCGAACAUGGCUUUCUGUUCCACAUGUACGAAUGCAUUUUGAGAUUCACUUAAAGAUCAGAGAGUAAAUCCAGUAUGUAUCUGUUUAAAUGUUUAACUGCUAACUUAGAAGUCGCAUGUUUUUAUCACUUAGGUACGACUCCUAUCUCCUAAAAAACCAGCACCAGGUCCUGUUAGAUAAGGUCUGAUUGUCUUGAACAGUUCUGCCAACUGUAGCUUAUUCUUCCAUUGAAAGGAGGAACUACAAGUUUAUUUAGAGCUCAAAGGUGCCUAUGUUUCAGUAUGUAUGUUGUUCAGAGUCUUUAUACGUUUUCAACACAGAGGACUGAGGUAUCUGAAGCUAUGAUUUGUCCCCAUGAAACCCUACAGUCUUCAUUGUCGAGACCAUGGGGGCUGUCGACGAUGCGCUCUGCUUGGAGUAGACAUGCCGAAUCCAGCUAUACGUUCCUCCAGGUAUACAGAACAUCUGUCCAGGUAUGCACCCAAUUAACGUCGUAUCGUAAGCGGAUGCUACCGGUGGAAGACGUAAAUGACUGUAUUCCAACAUCGAGUGACGAUUCAUCCAAAAAAAAAGUUGUUGAUAGACUUCCUACUAAAAGUAAAAUACUGAAAAAUGUCUUCGCAGUUGAGUUAAGUAGUGUGUGUGUGUGUGUGUGGUAACAGAGGUGACCUCUUGCUCACGCAGUCUGUAGACAUGUAUUUGUAGUGACGUUAUUUCACAGUCACACCAUUAUACCCCAAUUUCCCAUUGUGGCACUUAAAAGACUCACUAUAACAAGCGUACACACACACGUACAUCUUGAGAGCUCUAUUCUUUGCCAUGUCACCAGUUCUGCACUGCACUUUGGGGUUUUAGGGUAGAGGAGCGUCACUGAUGUGAAUCCUGCCCGUUAUGACCGAACCUAGGAUUUAUCGUGUAAGCGCACAGUCAGUCAGGAGCACCGCAGGCUUCUCAUCACAUCUGUUCAUUCAGGCAGAUAACACAGAGGCCAGAGAAACACCGACGAGUUCUUCUGUCUGUGCUUUGACCUGUUUCUUAGAUUUUGAUUUGUUGACACGAGCAUAGGCAUGCGCUGAUAAAUAAGAACACAAGAAAGAGACGCAAAAUUAAUUCUUUUCCUGUAACGGCGUGUCUGGAUGUGUUUUAUUCUUGGUAUUAAUCCAGUUUAUUAAAUAUUAGGCAUUUUAUAAGUGUAUAGUUAAUCAGUUUAGUUUCUGCACCCCUGUUUCUUUAAGGAAACACAAAAAGAAAUCACAAAAUAAGUCAAAAAUGACAAGAAAAAUCAACAGAAGGACAGAUCUUUUUUUUUUUUACAAGUUAAAGAUCACUGCCUUAGUCCCCUUUUUUUAAUAAACAUUAAAACUCUUUGAGUUUUUAAUAAAUAUUUUUCUAAAUAUCCAUUUUUCAUUAACCUCGUAUGCAAAUUUUCAAUUAAAACCGAGCUGUUUUAAAUUAGUACAACACGUAAACGUAACUCUUAAAUUAUGGUUUCGAAUUUGGUUAAUUACGUCAUUGUAAUUAUUCUUAUUUUUUAUUUCUAUCAUUAAUUUUGGUAUUUAUCAGUAAAGCAAUGCUUAGCAAGCCUAGGCUAUUUUGUAACGGGAUCAUUUAACUGUAAAUGUUUAAAAUACAUACAUUGUUCAAUAGUUUUUUAAAUAUAAUUGUUGACAAAUUGCAGUGGCAUAAGAGGAAUUAAAGACCUUAAACGAUCAGUGCUGUUGUAUCAGUGCUACAUUACUCCCGUUUUAUUGGUUCAUUAAAAAAAAAAAAAAGAUUAAUCAACAAGAAUAAAAGUAACUGGUAAUUAAAUAAAAAAAAAUUAAAUUAAAUAGUAAAAAAUUAUUUCAUUGUUUUUUCAUUAAUGACAUUUUUUUUGUAUAUCUAAAUGUGUGUGUACGUUUAAACGCUCAUGUUAAUAUUAUAAUUAUCUAAUUUUUUCAGAUCGUUUUAAAGCCGUUGCUGAAUUUUCUCGAUUUUUAAAAUAAAAUGUUUUUGGGAAAUAUAUAUAAAUAUAUAGAAAUUUCCAGCUUAGCUCACAAAAGCUUUAACACUAUCACAUUAAAUAAGUGUGUUUAAUUGACUUGGAUGAAAUACUGUAAUGUUCUGUAGUCGUGAGGUUAUACAGUAAGGAUACAUCUGCAAGCUAUAAGAGAAGGUUAGACACUGUUAUGGAAAUAGAAAUGAAAUAUCAGCCCAUGCCUAGCAGUGAUAAAGUCUUCAUGAGGUUUGAAAUAGUUUGUACUUGUCAUUCAUUUCAUUUACUCUGAAAUUGUGUCUUUAAUCCUUUCUUUUUUAACACUUUCAGCUGUUGCGGUCUGUUCGGUUCCUGCUGUGGCAGGAUUUAGAUUAUAGCUUUAAGCUUGGUUCAGUGAACCAAAGCCCAUGCACCUGGGCCUGUGUGUAUGGGUGUGUGUGUUUGUGUGUGUGUGUGUGUGUGUGUGUGUGUGUGUGUGUGUGUACUCUUUCUUAACGUCUGUAAGUAUACAUGUCAUUAAGAUGAUUUUAUAUCCAUGGUUUUUGAAAUGAAAGCUUAUCGUAUCAGACCCUCCCUCAAUCACCAACCUGACCCCUGCACAGGAAGUGAUGUGAUGCUGUUAAUGCCAUGCGAAUGAGUGAGCUAGUGAUGAAGAGGGCCAGACACGCACUCAGUCCUCUGUCCCAGACACUCGGGGGGGUGGGGGUAUAGAAUGCCCCGGCUAAGGGCACUUUGUAUAAUUAUUCAUUUGUAUACUUUUAUAUGAAGAAAUCAGAUUAACUGCAAAAAUACAUGAUUCAAUAACUAUGUACCUGUAGGGAGUAGUGCUGUCAUUAGUACAUACUGAUAUUUUAAUGAAAUAAACUCAUGUUUCCACA
Tachysurus fulvidraco (yellow catfish) is the source of this 10499-nucleotide messenger RNA. It is a transcript of the gene phip, whose product is annotated as pleckstrin homology domain interacting protein. Gene Ontology annotation, molecular function: DNA binding; protein binding. The coding region runs from base 765 to 6194 and encodes 1809 amino acids. The record is from RefSeq and is a predicted model, not a curated record. Gene Ontology annotation, cellular component: nucleus. Gene Ontology annotation, biological process: regulation of cell shape; cytoskeleton organization; regulation of transcription by RNA polymerase II. The transcript has 39 exons. Lineage: Eukaryota; Metazoa; Chordata; Actinopteri; Siluriformes; Bagridae.